AUGGACGAUGGGCCGUCUAUAGAGGUCCAGAAAACGGCGGCGACGGCAGGAGAUUUUUGGGAACUCCACAAGCAGUUGGCCAAUUGCUAUGUGGCCGACAUUUCACGACUCAAAGGUGACCGAGUUCCCGAGAAAGCCAGCGACAAAGCCAGUGAGCCGCUACCGGUGCAAAGGGAACGUUCCAUGACUUCUAUCCCGUCUAUACAGUCUGUAGCACCCAGGAGCCCCCGCCCCACCGAAGCGGCGACCGCUGUGGGAGGUGGCUUGGCGCCGCCCAAACGCCGCGAGUCGCGUAAAGAGACCAUCCGAGAUAGGAGAGACAAAUCUCUCCAGACACUGCGCAGUCUGCAAGGUUUGCCCCGCGACCCUGAAGCCUCCAUUACGGCCAUGGAGCUAACUCCUUACCAGUGCUGGGCGGAUUCUCAUACAAAUACAAAGGCUGUGCCAAAAUGGACGCGAGGAAGGACCAAGGAGUUAUCGAUCACUCCAAGGUCCACCAAACAGCCGGCCAUCAGUCACGAAACGGAGGAGCUCCCCGAGAGGAGCUAUGUGUUGCAUCCCGGGGGCAGCUUCCGAACGGGCUGGAACUUGUCCAUGGCCGCCUGUGUCCUCUAUGACUUGCUGGUGAUCCCGCUGAACGCCUAUGACGUCCCGCAGAGUGUGGUGCUCGAGAUGUUCGAUUGGUUCAUUCAGAUCUUCUGGAACUGUGAUCUGAUGAUUUCCUUUCUGACGGGCUACUACGAUGCAGGGACCCUGGUGACCUCGCUGCCGAAGAUCGCCGUGCACUAUGCGAAGACCUGGCUGCUGUUUGACGUGAGCCUGUUGUCCAUGGAUUGGGCCUUCCGCUUUAUGGAAUGGUCCAAUGACGGCGGCUUGGAGGCCAUCAUGUGGUCCCGCAGUCUACGGAUGCUGCGCUUCCUGCGGCUGAUGCGGAUGCUGCGGAUGGUCAAGUUGCGACGGAUCAACGAAGUCUUCCAGGAAUUCUUCCAAUCGCAGGCUGCUACGCUCUACUAUAGUCUUUUCAGCAGCCUCAUCCACCUUUGCAUCCUGAAUCAUCUGAUCGCUUGCGCCUGGUUCGCUGUCAGCCACAUGAAUUCGGCGAACUGGGUCACCCAGCUUGGGAUCGAGAACAGCAGCAUGGAAUAUCAAUACCUGACGUGCCUCAACUGGGCCUUCGCACAACUCGGAGUGGGAUCUUCACCAGCCUUGGCGACCAAUGUACCAGAAAUGGCCUAUUGUAUCGUCAUUGCUUUCCGCUCAUUGAUCACCUCAUCAACCCUCAUCAGCACGGUCAGCAAUCUCAUGGCUGGGCUCAGCAAGAUCAAGGAAGAUGAAAACACCGAGUUCCGCUUGUUGCGCGCCUACAUGACGCAGAAUAAGAUCCCGGCUGAGCUCGGGCAAAAAAUCACGCAGUUCCUGCAGUACCAAUACACCUUGCGACAGGAAGCCAGGUCAGCGGACAUGGAUGUGCCUUUGUUGGAGAUGUUAUCUCCACAAUUGCAGGGGGAGCUGCAGUUUGCGCGCUUUCAGACAGACCUCUGCAAACUGCAGGUUGUAGCCGAGUUGCUGGAAACUGCGGACCGGCAGGUGAUUCACGUCUUGCACCGCGUUUCUCAAGAUGCCGUGAAGAAUUACAUCGUGGCCGCGGCGGAUGUCAUUUUCCUGGCUGGCAAUCCUGCCAAUUUCGCAUUCCUGAAACUGAGUGGCGCCUUGAGUUACUGCAACGAGGAAACUGACACCAUCGGGGAUGACAUGGUGGUGGGCGACUCCUGGGUGGCUGAGGUAGUGCUCUGGACGCCCUGGCACUACCUGGGUGAUUUGGUCUCUACGGACGUGAGCCGCGUGGCGUCCUUGGACGCCAGCGCCUUUUGCAAUGCUUUGACGAUGUCCUGGCACACCCAACGAGUUGCCAGCAGAUAUGCAGCGAUGUUCUUGGAGAAGAUGAAUUUCAACCUCGACAACUGGACUGACACCUUCGUUCUGCCAAGGGAGGAGGCAAAUCAAGGGGGUCGGAGCCGCCAGCUGUCAGAGCAGCAGCGCAGCUGGUCCCACUUCUGUCCGUGCUGGCGAAACGCCAGCAAAGUGCAGGCUGAUGAGCUUUCAUUUGUCGGACCUGUUGGACCAAGGCGUGGAAACGAUGGAAACGAUGGGUUCUGCGGCCUCAAGAUCUUCCCCAAAAUUGGGGCUGAAGACCCUGGUGAAGGUUUGGGCAACUGGGCAUUGUUGGCCUUCAGUUGCCGGCAACGUCCAGCAAAAAAGGGACGCUUCAGCAGAGAAAAGGACGGAUGCUGUGCUCGGACGGUGCUUGCUGAUGUCGCAGUGGGACAGUCGGCGUGCUCAGAUGUGGGGAUGGUCUCUUUGAUGCCGCCGGGCUCCCGGAUCGAAGAGGCUUUGGAACCGGUGAUGAAACUGGAUCGCAGAGGUACUGUAGUUCGUCCGAAUCUCGAAUCCAGGAGCCAGAACUCAGCCAGACAAGACUAUGAAGGCUUCUCACUCAUCAAGUACAUCUACGCGCGAAUUGCGGCGCCAGAUGCAAAUAAGGACGCGAAACUGGUGGACUUUCUGAAGCACACUGUGCAGUAUUUGGAUCGGAAGCGCCUCAACGAACGAGAGGACUCUCGGGUGCGGCGGCUCAGUGAUGUGGGGGCCGAUCUCGAAUUGAAGUGCAACCUGGGCAACACGGCUCUGCACAUGGCCGCACGUGCAGGUCACACCUCAGUGGUGCGCGCACUUCUGGUGCACAGAGCAGCGUUGGAGUCCAAGAAUGCCGAGGGCUGGACGCCGCUGAUCUGGGGCUCCAUGAACGGGCACGAGGAGGUUGUGGCCGCGCUGCUGAAUGCCAAGAGUCAGGUGCAAGCGAUAGAUGCACAGGGACUCUCGGCCCUGAUGUGGGCAACACGCCAUGGUCAUGUGAGUGUGAUGAAAUCCAUCCUGGCGACCGGGCCAGACUUGAGUUUGAGGGACUUUGCAGGUCAUACGGUGAUGCACCAUGCGCGGCAACACCGGGCUGCGCGGAAGAUGCUACAGCAGUUCGAGGAGCUGAACCGACAACUGCUGAACUCGGCCAAGUCUGGGGACAUUGGGCAAGCCUCUAUGGCACUGCAGGCCGGCGCUUACGUGGAUGCCCUAGACCACCAGGGCAGCAGCCCGCUGCUGUUGGCUGCCUCGCAACGAGACUUUACCAUGGCGCGGAACGGGGGGGGCCGGGCUCGGGCUUUCUACAGCAUCCAGCGGGUGAAGUUGUUGACACGUCACGGGGCUGAUCUCAGCUUGGAGGCCUCUCGAACCAACUCGCCUUGGAUGCGAAACAUUGAGUAUCGCACCAACAUCCAGGAGGUGCUGAGGGACGCGGUGAAGGCGAAUCGCCUUUUGGUGUCCUCUGCGAAGGAUGGCUAUUGGAAGGGCGUCUUCCAGUCGCAGCGCACGGCCCUGGCCUGGGCUUCGGGCCACGGCAAUGCGCACGCGGUGCGGGAGCUGUUGCAGGCCGGCGCCUCGGUGGACCUGCGCGACACCUGUGCUUUCGGGGAGCACACUGCUUGCUUUCCAGAUGACAUCAUACAGCAGGUGCUGCCAUGCUUCAACUUUCAGGCUGAGGAUAACAUCAAUAAAUAUUACAUCGACACUCUGGAGCUGUGUCAAAUUUCCAGUUCGGCCCCAGACAGCCGAAGCCAUUUGCUUAGCACCCAGGGCCAUCCGUGGUCGCAGCUGCCUGGCUGUGUGCCCGAAAUGGCGUGCAGCUGCGUGGGAGCGUACCUGCUGAAGGCGAGCCACGUCGGGAAAUACCUGGCGGACCUGAAGACGUCGCUGGUCACGGACGUUCCCCGGUUGCGGAACGCUACCCGGAUGGCGGCCCGAUGGCAACUGCCGUUGCGGCGAGGGAGAGGGGUGACGGUCUGGGAGGCUCAAGAGAUGUUCUGGAGAAAGUUUGCUGGAUUCAGGUAUUCGCUUCACAAGACUGGCAGCCUGGCUGUGGUGUUGGCAGACAGCAGCGAACCAACGGCUGAUGGCAUUGCCACUUUGGGCAGUGAGAUCUUGGGGAACUUCAAACUCACCAAGCAACACAGCACCUAUCAGCUCCAAGUGCGACAUGGUAACAGCUGUGCCCUGGAGCUCUUCCACGGCACCUGCGACCAUCCGCACUUCGGUGUCUUCGAAGCCUUCCCGCCGGUGCAGGGUCCGGCGGAGGAGGGCACCCUGAUGGAUUUCCUGGGGCUCAGCAGCUCGGUGUCGGCCCACUGUGAGGAGACUCACCUGGCCUUAUGGCCCCCGGGUCGGUCCUUUGAUUGUGCCUGGGAGCGUCAGCAGCUGCCAGUGCCUCGGACGUGGCCCGUGCUGGACGAGGAAUACCUGGAAUGGGCCGACGUCCUCAAAAGCGCCUUGGAGGCCGCGGAGCAUGGGCGGCCCCUGCGCGUGGCCGACAUUGGCGCGGGGUCCUAUGGCAUCUGGGCCUCCCGCGCCGCCAAGGCCUUCGUACGCCGCGCCGAUCCGGCACUGGGCUGCCAGCUGCUUCUGGUGGAGCCCUUCGUGCUGGGGGACCAACGGCUGUUGCAGCAGCACCUGGCGCGGAACUUCCAGGAGAAUCGCUGUGAAUUCACGGUGGAAACGAGGCAACUCAAGACGUCUGCAGAGUUGAAGGCCUUACUGGCUCCGGGUGAUCGGUGGGAUCUUCUGGACAUCGACGCGCAGGGCAUGGAGCGCCCGUUUCUGCACGGCAUCGUCGGCUGGCUGCGGCACAAAGUGCGGAGGCUACACGUCUCCACCCACGACCGGGCCAUACAUUGGGAGAUCCUGCAGUGGUUGAAGGACGCCGGAUGGCAUGUGCCGGUGCAUUUUCCCACCUAUUCGCUGGUGGGGUUGAAAAGCAUCGGCCAUGGCUCCUUUCUGAAUGUGGACGGUCACAUCACAGCAGUGCCUCAGACGUUUGCCUGGUCCUAG
Cladocopium goreaui is the source of this 4935-nucleotide messenger RNA. The record is from the annotation of a GenBank genome assembly. NCBI's taxonomy places the organism in Eukaryota, Dinophyceae, Suessiales, Symbiodiniaceae.